Batrachochytrium dendrobatidis JAM81 is the source of this 1435-nucleotide messenger RNA. RefSeq names its product phenylalanine--tRNA ligase. Gene Ontology annotation, molecular function: ATP binding; tRNA binding; phenylalanine-tRNA ligase activity. Lineage: Eukaryota; Fungi; Chytridiomycota; Chytridiomycetes; Rhizophydiales. The transcript has 3 exons. The record is from RefSeq and is a predicted model, not a curated record. The coding region runs from base 71 to 1417 and encodes 448 amino acids. Gene Ontology annotation, cellular component: mitochondrion; cytoplasm. Gene Ontology annotation, biological process: phenylalanyl-tRNA aminoacylation.
AUCUUUUCGAGGUUUAGUCGGGCUUAAAACAGUAGUUUGUAAUAACAACACUCACUUCUGCUUGCUUGGAAUGAAAACUGUUGCCAUUUCUCGCUGUGUUUGGCAUUUUGCACAAUCAACUGCGCUGUUGUGUUCACAAAAACUCAAUAUCGUGAAAAUCAAUUCUAGUCAAUUCUUGCUCAUAAACAGAUCCUUAUCUACAAUUCCUCAAAAGAAAUCAUCUGAAUCAACUGUGCAUCAUGUUUUGAAAACUGCGUAUUCUUCGGAUUCAUGGACAAAUGUUUCGCCAUCUGUUUUGAGUAAAAUAGAGCACAGACUUCACCUUCAGCAAAACCAUCCACUUGCUAUUCUUAAAACCAAGAUCGAAGAUUACAUGCUACAUUCACAACCCUCUAUAUACAAGAUUAUAGAUUCUAUGGUGCCAGUUGUAUCACCCAAACAGAAUUUUGAUGAUUUGCUUAUUGGUCCAGAUCAUCCUGGGCGACUUCCAACAGAUACAUACUAUUUGAAUCGCGACAAUAUUCUGCGUACUCACACAUCUGCUCAUCAAUCGACUGUUUUGGCAAGCAAAUCGUCUGAAGGAUACCUUUUAACAGCAGAUGUAUAUCGCAGAGAUGAAGUGGAUCAAACACAUUAUCCAGUUUUUCAUCAAAUGGAAGGUAUACGCACUUUUGACCGUCGCCAGUUUUCCAGCUCGCAGCAUACAGCAGCCGAGGCUGCUACAGCCAUUGGUAUAAGUGAAAACAAAAUUCAAUCAAUGCAUACACCCGCAGAGGUCAUGGCUUUAUCUCGGCAUUUAAAGGACACUCUUGAAAAUUUGAUUCGUUGUGUUUUUGCUGACGAGCCUAACCUUCAAUGGCGCUGGAACGAAGAUUAUUUCCCAUUUACUAGUCCGAGCUGGGAGCUAGAAGUGUUUUAUAAUGGCAAAUGGCUUGAACUUUUUGGGUGUGGAGUAGUGAGACAAGAGAUCAUGAACAAUAGCGGAAACAGCGAUCGAGUUGCUUGGGCUUUUGGAUUAGGAUUGGAACGUAUUGCAAUGCCUUUGUUUAAUAUUCCUGAUAUUCGACUGUUUUGGUCAACCGAUCCACGAUUUACAUCUCAGUUUAUGUCUGGAAAAAUGUCUAAAUUUAAACCUUUUUCAAAGUAUCCUUCAUGCUACAAAGACAUUUCAUUUUGGAUCCCUUCAUGGUUUCACGAAAACGACUUUUUUGAAGUUGUUCGAGAUGUUGCCGGAGAUUUAGCAGAAGAAGUUAAAUUGGUUGACGAGUUUAAGCAUCCAAAAACCAGUCGAACCAGUCAUUGCUAUCGAAUCAACUACCGCUCCAUGGAUAAAACAUGCACGAAUGCCGAGAUUGAUAUUACACAAGAGAAACUGCGCAUUGCUGUUGUACAACAGUGUGGAGUAGAACUUCGAUAAAGUAUCAUCGCCAUCAAU